Megalops cyprinoides (Indo-Pacific tarpon) is the source of this 1352-nucleotide messenger RNA. RefSeq names its product growth hormone secretagogue receptor type 1-like. The coding region runs from base 1 to 1098 and encodes 365 amino acids. Gene Ontology annotation, biological process: G protein-coupled receptor signaling pathway; hormone-mediated signaling pathway. The transcript is spliced from 2 exons. The record is from RefSeq and is a predicted model, not a curated record. NCBI's taxonomy places the organism in Eukaryota, Metazoa, Chordata, Actinopteri, Elopiformes, Megalopidae. Gene Ontology annotation, molecular function: growth hormone secretagogue receptor activity. Gene Ontology annotation, cellular component: plasma membrane.
AUGAGUAGCUGGACAAAUCAUUCCAACUGCUCGCUUAACUGCAGUUCGGGUGAUAGUGAGCGCUGGGACAAUGCGACCCUAUGGGACACGGAAUAUCCUGUCCAUCUUUUUCCAGUUCCGAUCCUAACAGGAAUAACGGUCACUUGCGCUCUCCUCUUCCUCGUGGGAGUCACGGGCAAUUUAAUGACCAUUCUGGUGGUCACAAAAUAUAAGGACAUGAGGACAACCACCAAUCUGUAUCUAUCCAGUAUGGCCUUUUCGGACCUGUUAAUAUUCCUCUGUAUGCCCCUCGAUCUGUACAGAAUCUGGCGGUAUCGACCGUGGAAUUUCGGGGACCAACUUUGCAAACUGUUCCAGUUCGUCAGCGAGAGCUGCACCUACUCCACCAUCCUGAACAUCACCGCCCUGAGCGUGGAGAGGUACUUCGCCAUUUGUUUCCCUCUCAGGGCGAAAGUGGUGGUGACGAAAGGUCGUGUGAGAGGUGUCAUUCUCGCUCUCUGGCUCGUGGCUUUCUUCAGCGCGGGACCCAUAUUCGUCCUGGUCGGAGUGGAGCACGAGAACGGCACGAAUCCCUGGGAGACGAACGAGUGCAAGGCGACGGAGUACGCCAUACGGUCCGGGCUGCUGACCAUCAUGGUCUGGGUCUCCAGCGUCUUCUUCUUCCUGCCCGUGUUCUGCCUGACCGUUCUGUACAGCCUCAUCGGAAGGCGGCUGUGGAGACGGAAGCGAGAAACGAUAGGACCCAACAUCUCGAGUCGAGACAAGAACAAUAAGCAAACGGUAAAGAUGCUAGCUGUGGUGGUGUUCGCCUUCGUGCUCUGCUGGUUGCCCUUUCACGUGGGACGCUACCUGUUCUCCAAGUCCUCGGAGGCGAGCUCUCCCCUCAUGUCCCAGAUCAGCGAGUACUGCAACCUCGUCUCCUUCGUGCUUUUUUACCUCAGCGCCGCCAUCAACCCCAUCCUCUACAACAUCAUGUCGAAGAAAUACAGGGUCGCAGCCUGCAAACUUUUCGGGGUGAAGCAGACCGUGCGCAGGACCACGUCCACGCUGAAGGGCGAGAGCUCCCCGGUGUGGACGGAGUCGAGCUUGAGCACGUGACUCCGCCUGGCCCCCCCUCGCUCGGAACUGGGCUUUAUUUCCCCUCUGGUGCGUUAAUGCACCGCACUCACCUCGCGCAGCACACAAUUUUGAGCCCAUAAAAACAGAAGACACCCAGUUCUUACGCGUGAGUCACAGCAGGUUGCCGAAGGCUAUUUAUGGAAUUCUGGGAAGGACACUGAUUGGGAAGAAUGUACCAGCAGCUCGGAGGCCAGCGGAAGAGCGUCUCACAUGCUCUCGGAAAAAAAAACAAC